Messenger RNA from Dromiciops gliroides (monito del monte), 4731 nucleotides. RefSeq names its product tetratricopeptide repeat domain 19 (gene TTC19). Gene Ontology annotation, cellular component: mitochondrial inner membrane. NCBI's taxonomy places the organism in Eukaryota, Metazoa, Chordata, Mammalia, Microbiotheria, Microbiotheriidae. Gene Ontology annotation, biological process: mitochondrial respiratory chain complex III assembly. The record is from RefSeq and is a predicted model, not a curated record. Gene Ontology annotation, molecular function: protein binding. The transcript has 10 exons. Bases 231 to 1388 code for a protein of 385 amino acids.
GACCGGGCCGCCUCGCUGACAGCCACUGCCGGGAGUGUCAGCGCCGGAGCUCCGAGGCCGGUGCCACGGCCGGAUCAGGGGACAGUUCGCCCGCUCCCGUCCUCCUGGGGAGCCCCAACGCGCCCGGCCUCUCCGUGCACAGCAGCAGAGGCCAGAAGGCGACCGUGUGACGUGCGGUCCGAAGCCGCCCGCUCCUUCCGGGCUCGUCCCUUUCGCGGACCGACCCCGGGAUGUGGGGCCCGUUGAGUCGCAGCUUCGGCCGGGGCCUCUUGGCGGCCGCGGGCCGGCGGCGCCGGGGCUAUGCUCGGCUCCUGCUGGCGGGGCCCCGCGGUGGCGGUGGCGGCGGCGGCGGCAGCGGCCGAAGGGGCACCGAGGUGGCCGGCAAGCCUCCCCGCCUCGGGCAGGGCCGCUCGGGCCGCGGACUGUGCGUGGUGGCGCUGGCGGCUUUGUCGUGGUUCUUCAAAAGCGCCCCCGCUGAGGUGGAGGAGGAGGACGAGGAUGACGAAGAGGAGGCGGAGGAGGUAGAGAGCCCGCCCUCCGAGACCGAACUCCGGAUCAUCGAGAUGCUGAAGCGGGCCAAGUUGAGCAUUAUGAAAAAGGAGCCGGAGGAGGCAGAGCGAAUUUUGCACGAGGCCCUCCAUCUUGCUCAUAAGGCAGAUACCAGGAAGGCCAUCAUCUACACCUAUGACAUGAUGGCUAACUUGGCGUUCAUGAGGAAUCAGCUUGAAAAAGCAGAAAAGCUUUUUAAAGCAACAAUGAGCUAUCUCCUGGUUGGGGGCAUGAAGCAGGAGGACAAUGCAAUAAUUGAAAUAUCCCUAAAGUUGGCCAGUAUCUAUGCCACUCUGAAAAGACAGGAAUUUGCUUUUGCUGGCUAUGAGUUCUGCAUUUCAACCCUGGAGAGAAAAAUCACAAGAGAGAAAGCAUUAACAGAAGAUGCUAUGCCAGAAGAGAAGGCCAACACCCAUCUCCUGCUGGGCAUGUGCUAUGACUCCUAUGCUCGAUACCUCCUUGAUGUCAACCGACUAGCCGAUGCCCAAAAAAUGUAUGAGAAAGCAUUGCAGAUUUCCAAAGAGAUCCGAGGAGAAAGACACCCACAGACCGUGGUGCUGAUGAACGACCUGGCCACUACCCUGGAUGCACAAGGCCGCUUUGACGAGGCCUAUAUAUAUGUGAAAAAGGCAACGGAGCUGGCGAGGCAGAUUGAGCACCCCGAGCUUCACCGCGUGCUCAGCAACAUGGCAGGAAUAUUGAUGCACAAAGCGAGCUUUGUCGAAGCCAAAUAUGUCUACGAGGAGGCCCUGAAAGAGGCUGAGCUAAAGGGAGACGUGGCUUCCAUCGAGCACAUCAAGGAGGAGCUGGCCGAGCUGGCCAGCAGCCGUGGCCUUUGACUCUCUUUCAGCCAGGGGUAAAUCUCUCUGGUGGGUGAAGCGGGGUAUGUCAGUUACUGAGAGGAAGGCAGGUGUGACUCCAGUCAAUACCUAAACAGAUGGUUCCCUUCGUUCGUAUUUGAUGCUUAACUGUACCCCCUCCCUCUUCAAAAAUCAAACCCAACCCACUCCACACCAAGCCUUUCCCUAGGAAAAAAGCCCCUCAGUCUUGAGCUUUAUUCCGAGCGUUGGACUCUUCAGAGAAUGCCCCAUGAGGGAACAGACUGGCUUUGUGGGUACGGAAGGAAGUGGAGUUUUUGUGACUGUGCUACAAAGACUUGGAAAAGAAACCUCCUUUCCAAGGCCUGACUCGUUUGGGGGAUGGGGAAUAACAAGAGCAGGUCUCAGGAGAAACAGAUCACUGACUGGGAAUCCUGCAAUCCUUGGUGCGGAGUGCUUUUGCCCAGCCUAUUCAGAAGGUCAUGAAAGGCCUGGCCUUAAGUUUUUCAUUGAUUUCUAAAAACAUGACAUUAGUGACCACCUCUUUUCUGUGGCCUCUCUGCUUUUCUCCUCUUUGUGUAGAAAGAGCCUUUAGAUCUAAGAAAUCAGAGCUCGGAAUCUUAAGUUAGCUUCAUCACAAAGGGAAAUUUUGUCUUAUUGGGAUAUAUGCACUGCAUCACCUUUCACAGGUAACUCAUGGGUAGGAAUGGGUACCAAAGAAAAAAAGGGAAGAUAUUAUAAAAAGUCUCAGUCAGGGACCAUCAGGACUUUCACUAAAUUCCCACGUAUUUGCCACAAUCAUAAUCAGUGAGUUUGUUUUCCCCGCUAUCCCGAAUGAGGUUUUCACAAAUGGGAUGGGUAAGCAGGGCAGCUGAAAUGGAAACAUCUGCCUGUUCUUUGAAGUGCUCCUACAAUCCAAAUGGAUGGAUGGAUGGAUGGAUGGAUGAAGCUUCGAACUUUGAAGGUUCUUGGCUGCUGAGUAAAAGAUAAUAGGAAUUACUGAAGUUGUAGUUAAGCAGAGUGAGCUUUUAGUUUCUGCAGGAAUCUAUUUAUUGAUGUGAAAUUGUGUCUUUCAAACCUCCAGAGCUUUAAUUAUUUAUUCUUAAAUGAACUUACUGUAACUUUCUGUCUUAGGAAAAGGAAAGAAACCUGUCACUUCAGUUUCACCUAAUAAGGACAAGAGUUUACUUCCCAUGUACUAAUUUAAACCUGCUACACUUGAAAUUGAACAUGUAAGCAAUCAAAAUGUGUGCAUAUGUGUGUGUAUACACACAUGCACACACACACAAUCACAUCUCAUGAAAUUUACUCUUACAAAUGACCACUUACCCAGGGAAAAGUGACAGUUUAUCUACAUAACUAGUGACGAAUGUAAAUUUUAUUUAACUAUUUGUACACCAUGUGUGGAAUGGGUGUACUAGUAAUAUUUUUGGUACAUCUGUGGAUUAGAUGAACCUAAAUAAUAAACUAGACACCAAGAUCACUUAUGUAUCGAAUAAUUUUUUAAGUCUAGUGCUUUAAAGGAAUCCAAGUGCGCAUUUUAUUAGCUUGGCCAAGACGGAAAAAAUGUGAAAGUAGUAUGAGGCAAGUAACAAAUACAGAGGCUGGAUGACCUAUUGGAUGGAGCUGGCCUGAGAAGCCCUGGGUUCAAGUUCUGCCUUUGACCUUUUGGCCAUGUGACCCUGGACAGAUCUCUUCAUUUCUCAGGGGCCCUGGAUGCUGACCUCCUCUAGGCUCCCUGGUGAAAUGAAAUACCAGGUCUGGUCCCAAAGGAGAAAACAAAAAAGCGAGAGUUUCAGGGUCCAGGAACCUGGGGAAUGGGAGACUGAAAGGGGAAUUCAUAUAUAGGAUAAAUAGCAUAAGAUUUAGAAAGGUCUAACGUAAAUCAUUUAUUUACCAAUCUACUUCCUUCAAAAAGACCCAAAGCAAGACAAAAGUGAAUCUUGUCGAUGUAAGUUUUGGUGGGGAUGAAGCUGGGGUGCUUCACAAGAAUGUUUUAGCUAACCCAGCUUGCCUGGGGCUCUGGGGCAGCGAGAAUGGCUCUUACCAGGAGCCUGCAUCUCUAACCUCUUCCCUCCCACCCUUGCUUUGGCAAUUAGUUACUCCGGAGCAAGCAUAACCUACCCGCUUAUUUUUCCAUUUUAACCCAGAGAUUACCAGGGUGGCCUGGCUAUCUCAGGGGUUUGGGAAAAUUCUCUAUGUUGGAAUUCUCUUCCUUUGGAGGGAGCUACAAAUUAUAGUAUUGUUCCCAGCGAGGCUCAUCUGCACUGUUGUAAAAGGAGGCAACAAAGCAAAUGGAGAACUAGCUGAUCCCCUUUUAUUGAUUGGUCUGAAUCCAGAAAUCACUGGCUAUUAAAGACAUUGUGUGUGGGGGAAGGGAGGAUACGGGAAGGGGAGAAAUUAAAUGUUAUCAUUACACAUGGGUUUUCAAGUCUUAAAUGUUUUCAAAUCAGAAUCAGUGAACAUACCAAGAUGAAAACAUUGUGAAAGCACGGAUCAUAAAUCAGCACUGAAAAUGUCCAACUGCUUUUGUAACCAUGAUUGGAACAAAACAGAACCGACUCCAGAAAGGCUCCUGGCAUUAGAACCAAUCUCCACUUGGGCCCUGGGUGCUGGAGUCGAUGGAGAGGGCUGGUUCAAGGUUCAGUUCCAAGAACAGAACUUCAGAAGGCCAGAAAGUCUGUGAGCAGAGGCAGCUUCACUUGGAGAGGGAGGAAGGACCAAGAUGUGUCAUUUUCACAGAAACCACCGUGGCUACCAAUGCCACAACUCCUGAUCUAACUGGAGUGGAUGCUCUGGGGUUGCUCCACAAGCAAAGCCACUUGAAAUGCCCGAACUGUUCUUGUGUGUCAGAGAAGCAGGAACUGAGUGGCUGUCAUAGAGAGGAGUGAUUAGCUAUGUUCUGCUUGGCCCCGGAGGACAUGAACCGGGCAGAAGUUGCUGAGAAGUAGAGUGAGACUUGAUGUAGGAAAAACGUUUUUUUUUUUUCCCCUAACAAGUAAAGCUGCCUAAAAGUGAACUGAACGUGACAAGAUGGCGGGUCCCCUGCUCUAGAAGUUGAGCAACCUGUUGAGGGUGUUCGAGAGAGGAUUCUUGCUCAGGUAGAGUUGGACUUACUGGGUCAUGGAGAACGCUGAGGUUCUGUCCAAUUGUACAAACAGAAUUAUGUUCUCCCCCACCCCCAGGAGAUUAAAUAUAACAGUAUUUCAAAUUGUACAUGUUGUGUGGGGUUCUAUGGUUCCCUUUUCUGGGAGUGAGGUGAUGAGUGUGGCAAAGCACCACCGGUCCACAAUUAGAUCUGCAAAGUAGCCAAGUCUCUAUAUUUUGACCUCUUGUCAUAUUAAAAAUCGUUUCAGUAAGAAAA